UCUUUGUUUCCCUUCUCUCUCUCUCCCUCUCUCUAUCUCUCUCUCUCGCGUGCAACUUCCGAACAUUGAAAAAGGAAAAAUAUUUGGUAGCAAGAGAGAGAUAUAAAGCUCUCCUUCUCAGAAAAUACACACAGCAUCAAGAAAAUAGAGCAGAAGAACAAAAACGAAAAACCCACAAAACAAAGUAGACAAAAAAAAAAAAAAAAGAACAAAAAAAAGAAGUAUCAAAUCUAUUAUAUUUUGAGUUCUAUUCAUAUCUUACACAGAGAGAUCUUGUCCCUCUACAAUGCCUUCUUUGUUGUAGCGGACAAGGUAAUCUCCACUUCACAGAUUUCGUAUCACUUAAUUUGUUUUGGGUAUUUCUUCUUUUGUUUAAUAACAAAGAAAUUUUCUUUUUCUUGAUUUUUUUCUUCCUAUUUACGCUUUCAAUCCAGCUUCUUUAUCGCUUUUGAUUGAUACCCAUUAAUACUUAGGAACUUGACAAAAGGUGUUACUCUUAUGUUCUCUUUAUUCCGUUCUCUUUGUUCUUCAAGUUUCCAAGAGUUAUACUUUUUUUCUGGGUUUCUUUGAACAAUUUGUGUUCUUUGUGGGAACUGAAUUUUAAUGGGUUUUUGUUUUGUUGGAGGCUGGAUAUUUGCUUAGCGAGUUUGGUAUAUUUUUUUAGGGUUUUGCCUGAUCGUAAUUGGGAACUCAUUGAAUUUCGUGAUUUAUGAACUACUUAGGGUUUUGAUUCGGAGGAGCUAAGCUAAGUGAAGAAUGAGCCAUCUUUCAAGGAAUUGGAGCUCUGGGUUGGUCAGUUUACAAGUUGUGUUAUUGAACUGUGAGAUUAAAUCGAGUAACUAUUAAACAUUGUUAGUGUUGGGCAUGGAAGAGGAUUGCAUAUACAUGAUUGUGGGACAGUAAACAAGAAUUGGGUAUUCUGUUUCUUUCUGAACGGCAAGGGUUUCCGAGUUUUGGCUGAUUUUUUGUCUUCCGAUCUUCAACUGGGGAAUGAUUUGGGUAUUGGGUUUUGGUUAUAAGGAAAGGGAGGUGAUGCUUCUUUAUUGGCCCAGGAGGCAACAUAGAAGAUCAGAUUGUACUGGACUGUUUUCAUUUCUCAAGAAACAUUUUGGUUUGACGUAGUUUGAGCUUUGGGCUAAGUUUUUGACCAGGAGGAACCUUUCUGAAGUUACUUUUGCAGUUGGGCUUUUCUUGAACUCUUGCAGUAUAGUGCAGUGUAAUAUUUCAAUAGGUUUGAUUUAGUGGAAAUAGUGUGACUGAGAAGCUCAUGGAGAAGUGUUGAAGCUGGAAAUGAAUGCGGGGAUAUGGUGCAUGGAAGGGAGAAUAGUUACUGGUCCGUUCCCUUUUUGGAACAGUGCUACUGGAAAAUAAUCCAACCAUUUUCUUUCAUUGGAGGUGCCCACGUUUUGUUUUCUGAAAUUCUAUGCAAUGUCGCGUUGCUUUCCAUUUCCACCACCAGGAUAUGAAAAAAAGACUAGGACAGAUGAUGUGGACUUACUAAAAAAGGAGAAGAACCGAGAGAAGAAGCAAAAGAAGGAGAAGAAAAACAGGGAAAAGAAAGAAGGUAAAGAUAGAGAAAAAAAGGAGAAAGACAGAAGUGAUGGAAAGCAUCGGGAUAAGAAAGAGAAAAAGGAAAAGCAGAGAGACAAAAAGGAGGAUAGGGAUACAGAUAAAGACAAAAUUAUUGCGUCAAAUGAGAAGAGACUUCCAGGUCAAUCUGAGAGUAAUAAUGGAGAUAAAGUUUCAGAUGAGAAGAGACUUCCCGCGAAAUUUGAAAUUAAUAGUGGAGAGAUAUUCAUCCAAAAAGGUAAUGGAAGGGACUUGGGUAGAAGCAGUAUCUCAGGUGAGAAGAAAUUUGCUGGACAAUUUUCGGGUUACAAUGAGAGGGUAUCUCAGAAUGCCCGUCCCAGUGUGCAACCAAAGGAGUUGAAAUUUGUGCAGGAGGUGGAUAAGCGGAUCAGAGAUGAAGCCAAAGGAACUGGGAAGCAGAUGGUGGAGAAGUUCACUGGCGCAGAUGCAAGAAAGGAUGAGGGAAUGUUCAGGUUGGUGGCCAAGGCUACUGGUACUUCAGUGGAUGUCAAGGAAAAGAACAAGAUAGGUGAUGAUAGAAAAUUGGGUGCGCAAGGAAUAAGGGAAGUGUCAAGGUUUACUGGGAAUGCUAUGGCUCAGAGUCUUCCCGGAAUGGUUCAACCUAGAAUCGAUAAAACACCAAGAUCACUGGAGAAUGAUGUUGAGAAGAGGGUUGAAGGGAAAGAAAAGAGCAGACAGAAGGAAGGUGAUGAUAGGCAUGGGGAUAAACGGAGGGAUAAAAUUAAGGAGAAAGAUGGCCUAGGGAAGGACAAAAACAGGGACAAAGAAAGGAAAAAGGAGGAGAAAUUAAAGGGGAAAAGUGAAUAUAAGAACAUGGGGCCAGAUAAGUUGAAAGAGAGCAACAAGGAUGGCCCUACAGGUAUCCAUAAUGCAAAAACCUCUCAUCUGCCCAGGGAGAGCAGUGCUGUCACUGAAGGAAAUCUAAAGAAACGGAAAGACUUGGACACAAAUGGAUUCAUUAGUGCUAAUGACAUUAGACCCAAUAAGGUGUCAAGACUUACUCCCUCUCAUCCAUCAACAGAAAAUGGAAGGAUUUCGGGAACUUUGCAAACUUCCAGUCCGUUGAUAUCUGGUAGACAGGGGCCUCUCAAUAAUCUCAAGGCAGAUGCUAAGGAACUAAAAAAAAAUGGUAUAAUUGAACCUCAGGCAUUAUCUGUCUCAACAACUCAGCCACUGCCCCUUUCUACAACAAAGUCUUUGCCCACAACCACACAGGCUGAUAAAAAAGCUGAACCGCCGAAAAGACCACCUCAUCCUGAUUUGAAGUAUCUAAGUCAAGUUCUUACGGUGCCCAAAAUGGAAGAAUGGUCUGAUUUUGAUGACCAAGAAUGGCUUUUCCUAGGAAGUGAUUCUCAAUUAAAGAAGCCCAAGUUGGGUUCUUUAAGAGUUGAUGAGACACCGCAGGUGUGGUCAGAAGCUCUGCAGAUAGAUUCAGUAGACGUCUGCGCUUUGCCAUACGUGAUUCCUUACUAAUUGGUUGUGAUGUUGGCCUUGGUUAACCAUCUUGCUUCAUCUGAUGUGGUGGACGAUCCAACGGACCACAAAUGGGGUUUAGAAAUAGAAGCAUUUGGCCCUUGUAUCAAUUAUUUGAUUCUGAUGCUGCAUUCUAGAUUACUGCCGUCCAGUGUACAUUCUUCCCAUUGCCAAUUUUGGAACAGUGCUGAAUGGAAAUAACCUAUAUAACGCAGUAUUGCAUGCUCCGGCACAUCCCAUGAAAAGCUGUGAUUGGAGGGGCAGGAUUUUAACAAUGCAUAUGGUACCACUAAUUCAUUCAAAAUGGAGAAUUUCAUAAAGGCAACUAGAGUGGGGUUGCUUGGAAAAGGGUGAGUAUAAGCUUGUGCAAUUUUUAUUUUAUUUGCUUAAAGCUAAGCUCUUUCUAAUUGAGAAUGUAAGAGAAACUAGCUGUGGUCUCUGCAACUCCACCACAAUUUUGUUUUGUAACAUAGAGCUCUUAUUUACAAGAAAUGUAAGAUAGAGGGAAAAGAAAAGUAGUAGCAUUCAUUUAUUCACCUCUUCUGUAACUGUUACUUGUUCAUAUCUUUUCUUGUUUCUUGUUACCACUUUGUGUUGUGUAUAGACAUGUGAUCUCUGUUUAGUUAUUUCUCUCUCGACUUGUUUUUA
Messenger RNA from Jatropha curcas, 3711 nucleotides. RefSeq lists its product as uncharacterized. NCBI's taxonomy places the organism in Eukaryota, Viridiplantae, Streptophyta, Magnoliopsida, Malpighiales, Euphorbiaceae. The record is from RefSeq and is a predicted model, not a curated record.